Messenger RNA from Canis lupus familiaris (dog), 1986 nucleotides. Its product is annotated as collagen alpha-1(I) chain-like. Bases 295 to 1740 code for a protein of 481 amino acids. The transcript is spliced from 5 exons. The record is from RefSeq and is a predicted model, not a curated record. Lineage: Eukaryota; Metazoa; Chordata; Mammalia; Carnivora; Canidae.
GUACUGCAGAUACCAAUGACAUCAAAAGGAAAGAAAAACUACACAUGCGUGCCCGCCUCCACACAUUGACAGGAAACCAGAAGAAAGUUUCCGAAUCCUGUUUCCAGCAGCAUCCCUUGAGACUGCCCUGCAGCGUGCUUUUGAAGGCAGGCGCCCUACCUUAAAACUAGGAGCAGCUGCUUGACUCCUACUACGAUGGAAACAGAAAGAAUCAUCACCCCGGACCCGGGAGGCAGAAGGCCGCGGCCACCUGUGAGGCCCAGGGACGUCCUGCCGUGAUCCCUUUUCUCUCCGAUGCCCUCCUUCCUUCAGGGCAAUGACGACACCGUGUUCCCCCCCAGCAAGGAGGAACCACGCGGCCCGGCAGAGGACACGGCCCCUGACUUCCCGGGGGGACAAGCCACGCUCCCCCCAGCCCCCGGGCCCCGGGCCGAAGGGAGGCUGGAGUCCCGCGGUGGCCGGCCUCCUCCCCAGCAGAGUUCAGGGGCGGAGCGUGGAUCCGGGAAGAGCGACGCCGACCAGGCGAACGCCCCGCGGGCAGGCUCGGGCUCGGGCUCGGGCUCGGGCUCCGGGGACGCGAGGAGAGAGGGCGGGAGCGGGGCCGGGACGCGGAGUGGCCGUGGAGAUGCCCGCCCUCGGCACCGCGGAAUAAAGGCAGGAAAGGGAGGCCGGCGCUCCCGCCUCCCGCCUCCCGCCCCCCGCCCCCCGCCCUGCCCCGGCGGAGCGAGGAGGCACCGGGUCCGCCGGCCUUCGGACCCCGUCGCGCGCCCCGAGCGGAGGGCUGGGUCGCGGGGAAGCUCCGUGCCGGGCCCGGCGACAUGCAAGGAGCGGGGAAGGCGCAGCGGCGUGCGGGGCUCCGCGGCCCUCGGGCAGCAAGUGGCGAGCGACGGCGCGGGGGCGAGCGGGCUCGGGCCGCCCAGCCACGGCGCACCGGCUCGGUCCGCGGGCGUGGCCGGCUCCGGCCCUGGCGGCGGCGGCGGGGCCUCCGGAGCUCCCGCCCCUCCGCCCUCCGCCCUCCCUCCGCCCCUCCCGCCGGCCAGGCCCCCGGGCCGCCGCCCCGGACCCCGAGGGGACGCGGAGGAGGAAGGGGGAGCCCCGGCACUGACCCGCCGCAGCGGCCGCCGCUGCCCUGGCUCGGCCGCCCCGCGCCCCGCGCCCCGCGCCCCGCGCCCCGCGGCCGGCCCGGGCUGCCCGCGCCUCACUCACCCCGCGGCCCGGCGGCGUCGGCCCCGCCCCCCGCGACUUUCCGGAGUCCGCUUAAAGCAGCCGCGCAGAGGACCGCGGUGGGCGCUGAGGACCGGGGGGAGGAGCGCGGUGCAGGGGCCCUGCGGAGCGCGGGCGGGAGGCUGCGGAGGGCGGAAAGCGCACGGGGAGGGGCCCGAAGAUGCCGGAGGAGUCGCGGCUUGGAGGGAGCGCGCGCGCUGUGUGGGUAAGUGCCAGGCUCCGUGCGAGGCGCAGGGGCCCUCGCGAAGCUUGAACCCCAGCGGGGCGGGAGGGGAGACGGGCAGCCAGACGACGGCGAUGGCAGGUCCUGCUAAGCAGCGUGGAGAGAGGCGACGCCGGGCGUGCGGUGGCUCCGUAGCGGGCCGGAUGCUGCCCCGCAGAGGAGGCCUGGGAGCGCGCGUCCUACCGUGUGAUGAGAAGGAACAGGCUUCGCAGACACCUGUGCUGGGUUGCAGGAGCAGCGAGAAGCCGGCAGGGCUGAAUGGAACCAGCUACCCCGAAAGCAGCGGCGGUUAACCUGGGAGAGGCGUGGAGGGACCAGAUCCGGCGCAGCCGCGUGGGUGGGCUCCUGGAAGAGCAACUAAAAGCCGGGGCGGGGGGGGGGGGGCGCAGAGGAACGACCACGCCUGAUCCACAGUUGUAAUAAUUACCCUUGGGCAGCCCCGGUGGCCCAGCGGUUUAGCGCCGCCUGCAGCCCAGGGCCUGGUCCUGGAGACCCGGGGUCGAGUCCCGCGUCGGGCUCCCUGCAGGGAGCCUGCUUCU